This is a messenger RNA of Hippocampus zosterae (dwarf seahorse), 1848 nucleotides long. RefSeq names its product thymocyte expressed, positive selection associated 1 (gene tespa1). The record is from RefSeq and is a predicted model, not a curated record. Gene Ontology annotation, molecular function: signaling receptor binding. The coding region runs from base 516 to 1673 and encodes 385 amino acids. The transcript is spliced from 7 exons. NCBI's taxonomy places the organism in Eukaryota, Metazoa, Chordata, Actinopteri, Syngnathiformes, Syngnathidae.
CGAACUUUACCUGCCCACGUCCCACCCAGUGGACAUGUGCUCCGCGGAGAGAAACAACACAGCGAAACAAUGAAAAUCUACACACACGCAAACCAUCAACACAAGAAUGACCACGGUUGAGAUCUGGUUACCUACUUGAUGUGCGGUGGUGAGCGUCCCACGCGAUGUGUCAGUAUGAGAUGCUUACACUCACUUCCCUCCUCCGUCAAUUCAAAGUGACUUAUGACUUGUAGAAUAAUGUAAGAGGCCAAAAUGGUGACCUAUUAUCGCAGAGAAACGGAAGCGUCCGCAGUAUUCAGUGAUCUCAACUGGGCUAAACUGUCAAAUAACCUUCAGGUGUCAUCAGCCGCUCUGUGUCCAGUUAUGGAAAGUUCCCCCUCCACGGCCAGGAGGCGAACAUGGGCCAGUAGAGGUCAACAGUUCUACAUUCUAGAAGAAUUGGGCCCCCUUUGCAGCUCCCUCUCCGAAUCGAUAUCAGAUGAUGAUGAUGUCUUCGCAGAUGGUCAGUGUGAAAGAUGGUGCUCUUAAACCGAGCAAUGGGUCUCUCCUGUCCAGUAAAAAGGGAAUUCCUUAAGUACACUAACAUGUUGUGUGUGUGUGUGUGUGUGUGUGUGUGUGUGUGUGUGUGUGUGUGUGUGUGUGUGUGUGUGUGUGUGUGUGUGUGUGUGUGUGUGUGCGUGUGUGUGUGUGUGUGUGUGUGUGUGUGUGUGUGUGUGUGUGUGAUUUCUAAAGACUGCUUGAUGGGAAAAACUGAGUUCUUGCUGCAAAAGUGCGAUGUUCCAGAGGUGCUCCAGUCACGUUCGGAGGAUGCUGAAGAGACACUGUGGCAGUUGGGGUUCGGCUGCGAUGACCCGCAGCUGACAGUGCGCAUCCCCCCUCGCUUCCUCUCCUUCCCCUCUCAAGUUCGGGGUAUCAACUUCCGCCUCUUCCUGGAGUCGCAGGUCCGACGGAUACGUGAGGAGGACCCCAGUCUGUGUCUAGCAAGUCGUUUCAGACAAGUCCAAGCGUUGACCGCAAUGGCCAACGUCUUCUGCUCGCUGUACUCGCACGUGUCUCGUACCCCCCUGCGCAAACUCGGGGCACCGCAAUUCACCUUUGCCCUGUCGACACCCACCAAGAGCAGUGUGAGAAGCGAGCUGCGCUCCCCCAGUGAGAGGCUGAAGGACACUGUCUCCAUGAUGUGCCUCUACACCUCAGCAAGGAGAAGGUCUAGCCUGUCUGUGGCUGAUCUAGUCCCUCAGCAUGUCCAGACCGAGACUAAUAAUGGACCUGAAGAAAAAAACAAACAUGUGGCAACACAAGUUGUUUUCGAUACCCGUAACAAACAAAAUCAAAGCCUCUCAAAAUUGAAACUGGUGUCCACGGUAACCUAUGAGCUAAUCAAUCCAAAGAUAGUCGAGCGUGUUCACCAAGCCAACGUCUUACAUAAUGUCUUUUCGAAGACGGAAGACAAAGAUGAGUCAAACCAUGGAGUUCCAAACAAGUCCACAGCCUCUGAGUCUGCAUCCAGACAACUUGCAGUCCAGACCCCGACAGUGUCUUCAGAUGUCUGUCAACAUUCAAUUUCAGAUAUCUUCCUUGCAAAGCAUCCAAGAUGCAUCGACUCCCUCAAGAACUGCGAUAAGGUACAUCGAGUCGAGGAGGAAGAAGGAGCAAGAGAAACACCAACAUAACACAAAGGUACUGCAGUGCAUUGUGGGCAGCGUUGGCACGAGCGUCCUCAGUGUUCGCGGCAAAGCCGUGGCACACCGUGAUUGGCUGCGUGGACAGCUCCACCAGACACUGGCACCGGCCACUCAGGCUUCGCUCCUCUGAAACCAAAGACAAGGAUCCAUUAACAAAGACAAA